Akanthomyces muscarius is the source of this 600-nucleotide messenger RNA. RefSeq lists its product as uncharacterized. The transcript is spliced from 2 exons. The record is from RefSeq and is a predicted model, not a curated record. Lineage: Eukaryota; Fungi; Ascomycota; Sordariomycetes; Hypocreales; Cordycipitaceae. The coding region runs from base 1 to 600 and encodes 199 amino acids.
AUGUCCGGCCAAUUCGUCUGGAUCAACGGCAUGCCCGGCGUCGGCAAGCUCACCGUCGCGCGCGCCCUGCACGCCCUCCUCCCCGGAUCGCACCUCGUCGACAACCACUCCCUCAUCGACCAAGUCACCGUCCCACGCUCCAACCCCUCCUACAACGCCGAGCGCGAGCGCGUCCGCGACGCCGUGUACACCUCGCUCGUGCACCCUUCCUCCGACGAGGAGAGCGCGUGCGGGGAUCAGGCGGCGCAGCUCGCGCACGUCGUCAUUUUUACCGACUUUUUCACCGCGGGCACCAUUGGCGCGGAAUGGUCGCAGGCGCAUCAGAAAGCGGCCGCCAAGGCAGGCCGUCCGUUUCUGCCCGUCUAUCUGACAUGUGAGCGCCAGGAAAACCUGCGACGCGUGACGAGGCCGGAGCGUGGCGAGAAGGGAAGUAGCAAGCUCACGGAUGUGGAAUUGGUGCGGAAAUUCAUGGACGACUCCAAGAUUUAUAAAUUUCCUGGCAUCGGGAUCGACAUUGACACGACGGCGAGGGUGCCAGAGGAGACGGCGCAGCUAAUACGGGAAGCAAUGGAUGCUCAACUACGCGAGACGCGAGCAUGA